Messenger RNA from Purpureocillium lilacinum, 1998 nucleotides. RefSeq names its product DNA-directed DNA polymerase alpha subunit pol12. Gene Ontology annotation, molecular function: DNA binding. Gene Ontology annotation, cellular component: alpha DNA polymerase:primase complex. The record is from RefSeq and is a predicted model, not a curated record. Gene Ontology annotation, biological process: DNA replication; DNA replication initiation. NCBI's taxonomy places the organism in Eukaryota, Fungi, Ascomycota, Sordariomycetes, Hypocreales, Ophiocordycipitaceae.
AUGGCGGACGCGGAGAUCCAGUCCCGCUUCGCGCCCCCCAACAAGCAGCUCGAGCCCGACGUCGUGGCCGAGCUGCAGUCCAUGAUGCGGCUGCACGACCUGCCCGCCGAGGACCUCUACUACAAGUGGGACUCGUACUGCAUCAAGCUGGACCUCGACGCGCAGGACGUUUCGCUGCGCAACGUGCGCGGCCUCAAGCAGAGCAUCCAGGACGAGCUCGACAAGAGCAGCCACCGGCAGCAGGCGCAGCAGGUCCGGACGGAGCGCAAGGUCAAUGCGACGCCCAAGGCCGGCGGCGCAGACGUCUUUGGCAUGCUGGAUGGCUUGGUGCCCAGCACGCCGGCGACGGGCGCGAGCAAGCUGAGCAGAGGGCCUGGCAGCGCGAGCGCGGCGAGGAGGAGGAUCGAUACUCCCAAGGGUGGUGCGCCGGGGAGCUCACCAGCAGGCGGGAUGAGGGAUCAGUUAAACGCCAUGCAUAACGUGCCCAUCUCCUCCUUUAGCGACAGGACAAACCCCGGCGAAGUCAUCGAGAUUCUCAACGACCAGCUGCCCGCCGCCGAAGCGCCCAUGGCCCCGUACGCCGAGCCCAGGAUCAAGCUGGCCGCGAGCUCCGACCAGAAGAAGAUGGCGUACCGGCCCCUGGCCAUGAAGCUCUCCGAAGCGAGCGAGAUUCUCGACGACCGCAUCGACGACUUCCUCGCUCUGGUGCAGGAACACCACCAGCUCGAAGACUCGGCGUUUGGCAACGCCGCGGCGCAGAGCACCACCGAAAUCGUCGCCGUGGGCCGCAUCGCGUCCGACUCCCUCGAGGGCAAGCUCAAUGCCGCGUCGCUCGUGCUCGAGACGUCGCGCCGCACAGGCAUGGGGUUCCGCGUGCCGCUGCGGACGGAGAAGAUUCGCGCGUGGAGCUGCUUCCCCGGUCAGAUCGUCGCCCUCAGGGGCAGCAACGCCACGGGCAACGAGUUCGUCGUCAACGAGGUGCUCGAGAUCCCGCUGCUGCCCAACGCGGCGUCCUCGGCCGCCACGCUCGAGGGCGUCAAGGAGAAGCUGCGGGGCGGGCCCGACGCCAUGGACUCCGACGCGGAGCCCGCGCCGCUGAGCAUCAUCUUCGCUUCGGGCCCCUACACGGCGGACGACAACCUCGACUACGAGCCGCUCCACGCGCUGUGCAGCCAGGCCGCCGACUCGUACGCCGACGCGCUCGUCCUCACGGGCCCGUUCCUCGACGUCGACCACCCGCUCAUCGCGACGGGCGACUUCGACCUCCCCGACGAGGCCAACCACGACCCGGACACGGCCACUAUGGCCACCGUGUUCCGCUACCUCGUCGCCCCGGCCUUCACGCGCCUCGCGUCCGCGAACCCGCACCUCACCGUCGUGCUUGUCCCCUCGGUGCGCGACCUCCUCGCCAAGCACGUCUCCUGGCCGCAGGACACCAUCCCGCGCAAGGAGCUCGGCCUGCCCAAGUCGGUGCGCAUCGUCACCAACCCCAUGACCCUGUCCGUCAACGAGGUCGUCCUCGGCGUCUCCAGCCAGGACGUCCUCUACGAGCUGCGCGCCGAGGAGCUCGCCCCGCCCAAGAACAGCGUCUCCGCCGCCGCGGCUGGGGGCGACCUCAUGAGCAGGCUGGUCAAGUACCUCGUCGAGCAGCGGCACUACUUCCCGCUGUGGCCCGCCGCGGAUAGGGCGCGGCUGCCCAAGACGGGCACCGAGGAGGGCGUCGCGACAGGGGCGGUGCUCGACGUGAGCUACCUGAAGCUGGGUGAGAUGGUCAACGUGCGGCCAGACGUGAUGCUCGUGCCUAGCGCACUACCGCCAUUCGCAAGGGUCGUUGAAAGUGUGCUUGCCGUGAACCCGGGCUACCUGUCCAAGCGCAAGGGUGCAGGCACGUACGCGCGCAUGACGCUGUACCCGCCCAAGACGGACGGCGAGCACGGCGACAGGAUGCUGAGCCACAAGGUGUUCCACAGAGCGCGCGUCGAGAUUGUGAGGAUAUGA